Molecule: messenger RNA, 1202 nt
Organism: Glycine soja
Lineage: Eukaryota; Viridiplantae; Streptophyta; Magnoliopsida; Fabales; Fabaceae
Product: proteoglycan 4-like
Exons: 5
Coding region: 89-1000 (303 amino acids)
Source: RefSeq, a predicted model, not a curated record
CUCCUACCUUGUGUUGAGUUCUAAAUCUUUGUUGAACUAUACAGCUUUUGUGUUUUAAGCUUUGACAACAACAAAAAGAAUUAUUGCGAUGAGCUUCAUGGGAGGAAAAGGACUAUCAACAACCCACUUGUUGAACUUGAUAGUGAAUACAUUGUAUAAUAAAUUUGUUGGGAAGGAUAUUAAGGAAUUUGACGGAUUCAAAGAUGGCAUUCUUGAUACCUUCAACACUAUCAACAUGGCCUUACCCGGCAAGCAUUAUGUUGCACCAUCAUAUAAGGAUGUAAAGGACUUGUUCGAAAAAUGGAAAGAAACCAAUAAGGAAGACCAAAAGAAGAUGUUCACUAAAUUCAUCAAUGAGAAUGUGAAUCUCAACAAAGCAGAUGAAUCUAUGUUAAUCACUGCAAUAGUGGCACCACCAGCAGCCAUGAUGGCUAAGAAAGCAGGACAAGUAGUGCCUCAACUUGCACUUAUGAAUGCCAUACCUGAUGUUGUGUUUGUGCCCUCUGCUACACUUUUGGCUCUCAUUGCUAUUAAGAUCAUAAAAUUAACCUUCAUUGGAAAUACAACAUCCAAGGAUACAGAGUCAAAUGUUCAACCUACACCUAAACAAAAACUUCCAACUACAACAGCAUUUGAAAAAGAACCUCAAAUUGCAACUGCACCUACAACUGAACAAGAACCUCAGCCUACAACUGCAAUUGAAGCAGAACCUCAAAUUGCAACUAAACAAGAACCUCAGACUACAACUACAAUUGAAGAACCUCGAAUUGCAACUGAACAAGAACCUCAGACUACAACAGCACCUGCUAUUGAAGAAGAACCUCAAACUACAGCUUUAGCUGCAACUCCUGUUGAAGAAGAACCUCAAACUACAACCGCACCUUCAUAUAUACCUCGACAUGUCCACAAGGACAACAUCAUUUGCCCCUUAUGUGAAGAGCUAAUUGCUAAGGCUAAGAAGGAAGCAAAAAGGUCUGAUGCUGUAGCAUUGAAGACUUAAUGCCAAGCAUUAAAAAUGAAGUUGGAAGCCUCCUCAAGAUGCCUAACGUCAUGGUGCUUGAAACUAGCCAAAAAUUUGUUCCCUGUACACAUAGUGCUUGAGCAUAGGAAUUGUAAUAGCAUGGCAUUAGGCUUGGAAAAGGAAAAAGAGUAUGGCAUACUCGGCAAUUUUAGACUUUGUCAUCUACCAAUACAUGUGAUUA